CAGCUGCAGCCAUGAGAGCGAUGAUGGGGGGCCCCGACGGGGCGGCCGCAGGGUCGCUGCUGCUGCUGGUGGUCCUGCUCGGUGCCUUCCUGCUGCUGGCCGGGACCCGCCGCCGGGCAGCUCGGGGGGCUGCGGGGAGCAGGAGCCCACCAGGACCCUUUGCGUGGCCACUGGUGGGCAACGUCCUGCAGCUUGGCCGCUUGCCCCACUUGGCCUUCGCCCGCCUGGCACGCCGCUACGGGGCCAUCUUCCAGCUGCGGCUGGGCGGGCGGCGGGUGGUGGUGCUCAACGGCGAGGCGGCCAUCCGGCGGGCGCUGGUGGGGAUGGGGGCUCACUUCGCCGGCCGGCCUGACUUCCCUUCCUUCGGGCUGGUGUCAGGAGGGCGCAGCGUGGCCUUCGGGGCGUGCUCGCCCCAGUGGAGGGCACGCCGGCGGCUGGCCCACGCGGCCCUCCGUGCCCGCUCGACAGCAGCAGAGGUGGAGCGGCACGUGGCGGCCGAGGCAGGGGACCUGGUGCAGCUCUUCCUGAGGCGCAGCCAGGGUGGAGCCUACUUCCAGCCCUGCCCACUCUUGGUGGUGGCCAAUGCCAACGUCCUCUGUGCCCUCUGCUUCGGCCGCCGCUAUGGCCAUGCCGAUGACGAGUUUGCCGCGUUGCUGGGCCACAACGACCGCUUUGGGCAGACAGUGGGGGCGGGCAGCCUGGUGGACGUGCUGCCCUGGCUCCUGCACUUCCCCAACCCCGUUCGCCGCGUCUACCGCGACUUCCAGGCCCUCAACCAGGAGCUGCAUGGCUUCGUGCGGGCCAAGGUGGCACAGCACCGCCAGACCUUCGACCCGCGGGCCAUGCGUGACGUGAGCGAUGUCAUGAUCGCUACCGUGGAGCGCAGCAGCGUGUCCUCCCAUGGGCUGGGGCCCGAGGACGUGGAGGGUGCCAUGACUGACAUCUUUGGCGCGGGACAGGACACCACGUCCACUGCGCUCUCGUGGGUCCUCCUGCUGCUGCUGAAGCACCCGCAGCUCCAGCAGGACCUUCAGGCCGAGCUGGACCGGGUGGUGGGACGUGCCCGGCUGCCCACAGCCGAGGACCGGCCCCACCUGCCCUUCCUGGAGGCCUUCAUCUACGAGACACUGCGCUACAGCAGCUUUGUGCCCAUCACCAUCCCGCACGCCACCACAGCUGAUGUGGAGCUGGAGGGCUACCAUAUCCCCAAGGACACUGUGGUCUUCGUCAACCAAUGGUCAGUCAACCACGACUGUGGCAAGUGGCCUGAGCCCCAGCGCUUCGACCCCGCGCGAUUCCUGGACGAGCAGCAGCACCUAGACCGCGACCGGGCCAGCAGCGUGAUGAUCUUCUCAACCGGCCAGCGGCGCUGCAUCGGCGACCAGCUCUCCAAGCUCCAGCUCUUCCUCUUCACCGCCAUCCUCCUCCACCAGUGCUCCUUCCACGCCAACCCAGCGGAGAAUCUCACCAUGGACUGCAUCCAUGGGCUGGCGCUGAAGCCACGGCCCUUCACCAUCACCGUGCGGCCGAGGCUCCCUGUGCUCAUCCAGCCCUGAGCACUGCACCCGCCUGGCUUGGGGACAGGGAUGGGCAGCACCAGGGUGGCAGGGGACACCCUGCCUUGCACGCCAGUGGCUCUUGCCGCUGCAGAGGAUCAACGGCAGCGAGUCACCACAUCAAUAAAUGCCUUCA
Cygnus atratus (black swan) is the source of this 1692-nucleotide messenger RNA. Its product is annotated as cytochrome P450 1B1-like. NCBI's taxonomy places the organism in Eukaryota, Metazoa, Chordata, Aves, Anseriformes, Anatidae. The transcript has a single exon. Gene Ontology annotation, molecular function: iron ion binding; steroid 17-alpha-monooxygenase activity; heme binding. Bases 12 to 1556 code for a protein of 514 amino acids. Gene Ontology annotation, biological process: progesterone metabolic process; hormone biosynthetic process. The record is from RefSeq and is a predicted model, not a curated record.